CAUUGUGACGGUUGGCAUCGAUUCCUUCGACGCUGUCAGCCUGUCGCCUGUCAACAUGUAAGCCAUACAUGCAUCACACACGGUGAUUCGGCCUAACUAUGCACUUUCACGGCCCCGUGUGGCUUGCGGACUUUGCAUCGCAGUCGUGUCCUUCGAGGCCCCUAAGCGGUAUUGACGCGGACUUCUGGUAGGAUAAAAGGCGAUGGAGUUCCCGCUUUCCAAGUGGAAUAUGAAGAUUCGGUCAUCAUCCUCAAUCACCACUCUCAACUCUUGUCGAUCUCAAACACCUCAGUGGAAUCGAUCUACCAACAACCCCCCGGCCCCGAUCCGCCAUCCCGCACUCGGUCUCACCUCUCGCAUCCGUACUCGGUUCCGUCCCGAAACCCCAUCACCUAGGCACUUACACGGCACGCCACGGAUCACUCGCCGAUCAUGUCUUCCGCAAAGACCAUUCUCUUCCUCGGAGCCACUGGCGGCUGCGGACUCUCAGCUCUGCGCCGCUCCCUCGACGCCGGCUACACGUGCAUCGCCCUGUGCCGCACCCCGUCCAAGCUGACCUCCGUCCUCCCGUCCGAAAAGUACCCCAACCUCCGCAUCGAACAAGGCAACGCCCACGACGCUGACGUGAUUGCCCGAUGCGUCGUCUCGCCCCUUGACGCAACCCGCUUCGUCGACGCCGUCGUCUCCUCCAUCGGCGCCUGGUUUGAGCUGCGCAAGAUGAACCUCGAGGACGUCAACGUCUGCGAAAAGGGCAUGACCGUCUUGCUCGACGCUAUCAAGAAGCUGCGCACCGAAAAGGGCGUCUCUGGACGGCCGCGCGUCAUUGGGCUCAGCAGCACUGGAAUUUCCAAGUUUGGGAGGGACACGCCUCUUAUCAUUCAGCCUCUCUACAAGGGCCUCCUGCACACCCCGCACAUGGACAAGAAAGCCAUGGAGGAACUCCUCUUUGCGAGUGGUGAAGCCUGGACGGUGGUUCGUGCCAGCUUCCUGACCAACGGAAAGGAGCAGCCCGCGGGCGCAGUCCGGGUGGGCGUCGAGGACCCCGUCAAGGGUGUUGAGGAACUGGCCAUUGGGUACAGCAUUGCCCGCGAAGACGUUGGCAAGUGGAUGUUUGACAACAUCUUGCAAAAGGAUGGGGACGACAAAUAUGUUGCCAAAGUCGCAACGGUCACCUACUAAUCACCACUAGGCUGUUGUUUUGCUUCGCUUCUCGCCAUGUUUCUGCUUGGCUUCACAUAGAC
Colletotrichum scovillei is the source of this 1241-nucleotide messenger RNA. RefSeq lists its product as uncharacterized. Lineage: Eukaryota; Fungi; Ascomycota; Sordariomycetes; Glomerellales; Glomerellaceae. The record is from RefSeq and is a predicted model, not a curated record. The transcript has a single exon. Bases 433 to 1179 code for a protein of 248 amino acids.